AUUAAGGAGCGAUGACAGCUGUUCAGUAGUCACAGACACCCUUCAACGACCGUAGUUAAACCUCCUAACUCACUCUAGUUGCUUUGUUUGUCUUCAAUGGAAUAAGAACAGCAGAAAGAAAGAACACAACUUUGGCCAGAAGACUUGGUGGGGGCAUUUUCUUUUCAGCCAAGAAGGGAUUCGGUGUUGAUGAGCAAUAUUGAUCUGUUGCUGCAGUAGGGGACCGAGUAAGAAUGCCAAACCAGCUAUGGUUUGCACUGCCAAUGAUUUACAAGGAUGGAAAGAUUUCCCAAAGGGACUUAGAGUUCUUCUGCUUGAAGGAGAUAGUAGUUCUGCUGCUGAGAUAAGAGAACAACUUGAGGCCAUGGACUAUAAGGUUUCCACUUUCUACGACGAGAAUGAAGCCUUGUCAGCACUCUCAAGUAGUCCUAAAGGCUUCCAUGUUGCCAUAGUGGAGGUGAGUACAAGCUGUAGCCUUGGAGGUUUCAAAUUUCUUGAGAAUGCAAAGGACUUGCCUACCAUUAUGACUUCAAAGGACCAGUGUCUGAACACCAUGAUGAAGUGCAUUGCGCUUGGUGCAGUUGAGUUUCUCAGUAAACCACUCUCUGAGGACAAGCUCAAGAAUAUUUGGCAGCAUGUUGUUCACAAGGCAUUUAAUUCUGGGGAAAAUGUCCUUUCUGAAUCACUAAAACCUGUCAAAGAAUCUGUAGAAUCCAUGCUGCAGCUCCAAACAGACAUUGGACAAGAUAAAAGUAGGAUUUCAAUUGAUUUAGAGAAUGUGUCGAGGUUUAGUGAUAAUGACCAUGAGCAGUCUGCUGUAUGUGAUAAAUAUCCGGCUCCGUCAACCCCUCAAUUAAAGCAGGGGACAAGGUUACUGGAUGAUGGAGAUUGCCAUGAGCAGACUAAUUGCUCAACAGAAAAAGAAAGUGGGGAACAUGAUAGGGAAUGUAAAUCUGUCGAAACUUCAUGUGGGAAUUUGAAUGCCGAAAGUUCUCCUCAGCCAAGGGAACCUGAUAAGACUCUGAUUAGGGAGGAAGAUGAUUUUGCCAAUGUUUCCAAGGGUGAGAGCGCUGUUUCACUGAAUCCACAUAAUAAAAAGUUUCUCAGCAAUGCCGAUGGUAAUACAUCUCCAAAUAAAACGGGUGUACUUAAUGAUUCAUGUGAGAUUAAAGCUAAUCGGAAGAAGGUGAAAGUAGACUGGACACCUGAGCUGCAUAAAAAAUUUGUAAAGGCUGUCGAACAACUAGGUAUUGAUCAAGCCAUUCCUUCUAGAAUAUUGGAGAUAAUGAAAGUGGAAGGUUUGACAAGGCACAAUGUGGCAAGCCAUCUUCAGAAAUAUAGAAUACACAAGAGACAAAGUGCACCCAGGGAAGAAGAUCGGAAAUGGCAUAAUCAAGGGGAUGCAAUGCAAAGGAACUAUUAUAUGCAAAGACCAAUCAUGGCAUACCCUCCAUAUCAUUCACAUCACACCCUUUCUCCAGCUCCUAUAUAUCCUAUGUGGGGACAACCUGGCAGUCAAACAGCCGGUGUACAGAUUUGGGGCCAUCCUGGUUAUCCCAUGUGGCAUCCUACAGAAAGUUGGCACUGGAAGCCUUAUCCGGGGGUGCAUGUGGAUGCUUGGGGAUGCCCGUUGGUGCCACCUCCUCAAGCUCCUUGUUUUCCCUACAAUCAAAAUACACCUGGAUUGCACAAUCCUAAAGCAGUUGACUAUAGAUUCAGCAUGCCACGAAGUUCCUUUGAGCAUCAUCCGGCAGAGGAGGUGGUAGACAAGGUAGUGAAGGAAGCAAUGAGCCAGCCAUGGCUACCAUUGCCCUUAGGACUCAAACCUCCUUCCAUGGAUAGUGUGUUGGCUGAACUCUCCAAACAAGGCAUACCCAGCAUCCCUCUUGGCAACAAGGGUUCUUCUACUCCUAAACCCCGUCGAGAUGUACGACCGACCCCGCCACCGGGUCCCACAUAGUAGUGGUUUUGAUGAUGGGGCCAGCCAGUUACAUAUCAACGCCCUGUUGACUCUUGUAAUUAUUUUGUUUCUCAAAUUUCCUUCCCAGGUUGCAACUACAGUGGUAGAUUUGGCUGGAAGUUGGGACCAUUUUACUUUGCCUGGUGGUCCCCGCCGCUACACCGACCACUCAUGAUGUCUCUCCUUAAGCUGUUGAGCGAUGAUGGUUGAUAUGAUAUGAUAUCAUCAGGUCUGGUCAUACACCACCAUGAUGCAUCACAAAUGGACAAUAAUACAUUGAUCCUAUUCCAUGGCCACUUGCCAAAACAAAACAUUAAAAAAAAGGUUAAGUUUCAAUGCAGUGCAUGGCACCAUUUGUUGAAGCUGAGGACUGGCCACGCAUUUGUUGUGGCUGAAAAGAAAGAUAAUAAUGGUGGUGGGGGGUUUUGGGUUGUAAGUGACCAACUUUGGGGUCCACGUAAAAAUUGCAUGACAGGGAUUGGAUGUCGGUUCUGUUGGUGUUGUUGGGUAGGGCCCCCUAGUUGAGGUGUCUAAUAAUGGAAAAAAGGGUAGUUAGGAUAAUGUUGUGAAUAAAAAAUGAGUCCUGGCUUUGGUGGAUGCUAACUUGUUCUUUUCCCAAUUUAAUUUGUUCACUCAGCUAAGUUCACCAUUGAGAACAACACUUAAUUUGUGCAUUGUUCAGAUGUUUCUACUUACCACGCUUUGGGUUUGUCCCUUUGUUUUUCCUCAAUUUAUUUUGAAAAUAAUUCUAA
Glycine soja is the source of this 2712-nucleotide messenger RNA. Its product is annotated as two-component response regulator-like APRR2. The coding region runs from base 248 to 1960 and encodes 570 amino acids. Gene Ontology annotation, cellular component: nucleus. The record is from RefSeq and is a predicted model, not a curated record. Lineage: Eukaryota; Viridiplantae; Streptophyta; Magnoliopsida; Fabales; Fabaceae. Gene Ontology annotation, biological process: phosphorelay signal transduction system; positive regulation of DNA-templated transcription. The transcript is spliced from 12 exons. Gene Ontology annotation, molecular function: transcription cis-regulatory region binding; DNA-binding transcription factor activity.